UAUCCUGAUGAAGAAUAUAUUAAGUCCUAUAUCAAAUGAAAUUAUAUUUGGCUACAUCCCUUUCAUGGCAUCUUGUGUGACAUUAUGUAUUAAGGAUUUCAAUUCUGCAUACUUAUUUGAAUUCAUCAUCUCCAUAUUAGGUAUAUAUGUAUGGAUCAGUGGAGCUCAGAAAAUUAGCGAUAUGGAUGACAUACUUGCCGAAGAAGCAUAUAACAUGGAUUGGUAUGAAAUGGAUAACAGAUUGAGUAAAGACUUUAUAUUUUUUUUCAUGAGACUUCAGAACAACAAGGAAUUCAAAUCCCUAUUUUUUGUUUUGAAGAGGCCUUUAUUGCUUUCGAUGAUGAAAACAAUGUAUUCUCUCCUGAUGCUGAUUCUCAAAGGAUAUUAAAUAUUUCAGAGGUUUUGAGAAAAUGUGUUUGUAUUCUCAGAAGUUGGAAAUUAAUUGAUUUCUUGUAAACGUAUCAAAUUCACCCAAGAAAAGUAGGAUUUUCAUCUUUUUCUUCUUAUUAUUAUUUCUUAUCUUUGUUAUUUCUCUUCAUUUUUUAAGAAUUAUUUGAGUAAGUUAUCAAAUUUUAACAGUAAUUCAAUUCCGAUAUAUCUUUU
Molecule: messenger RNA, 603 nt
Organism: Harmonia axyridis
Lineage: Eukaryota; Metazoa; Arthropoda; Insecta; Coleoptera; Coccinellidae
Exons: 4
Coding region: 8-388 (126 amino acids)
Biological process (GO): detection of chemical stimulus involved in sensory perception of smell; sensory perception of smell
Cellular component (GO): plasma membrane
Molecular function (GO): odorant binding; olfactory receptor activity
Source: RefSeq, a predicted model, not a curated record